UGGCUUUCCGGCACUGGGUGGAGCUUGACGAUGGCACUGUGUCACUCAGUCCGGCACCCACUGCUGAUGAUGACACCCUCGCAGCAUCUACCUUCUACAGUCAGGUGUCUGGGGACCCUCGUCUCCACGCGGCCAUUGAGAGCGUUCAGGCCACCUUCGCCAGAGUCAUCCGUCAGCUGGAUAUUGAUUUACAGAGCUGGCACGCGUACGAGCACGUCUGGCUUCGAGACAAGGCCGCUACAGUGUCCAGGUUCUGUAGGAGUGGCCCCUCCGUCAAGGACUACGACGACAAGCUCAGGUUCUACACGCACCUCGCUACAGAGCUCUCGCAGGCGCCCCAGCAAGUAACC
Molecule: messenger RNA, 350 nt
Organism: Procambarus clarkii (red swamp crayfish)
Lineage: Eukaryota; Metazoa; Arthropoda; Malacostraca; Decapoda; Cambaridae
Source: RefSeq, a predicted model, not a curated record